Molecule: messenger RNA, 3649 nt
Organism: Oryza brachyantha (malo sina)
Lineage: Eukaryota; Viridiplantae; Streptophyta; Magnoliopsida; Poales; Poaceae
Exons: 3
Coding region: 52-1887 (611 amino acids)
Source: RefSeq, a predicted model, not a curated record
GCGCUCCCAUCGCCACCGGCGCAGCCGCCCAAGCCGCCGCGGCCGGCAACAAUGGCGUCCCCUCGGCGGCGCUCCGUCCCGCUGCCGCUCCUCCUCCUCGUCUUCCCGGUGUCCCUCUUCGUCGUCCUGCUCCUCCACCACCGCUCCUCCGGCCCCGCAGCGGCGCUCCUCUCUGGCGCGGGACCCUCCCCGGACCCGGACCCGCGCCGCUUCUCCUUCCUCAUCAAGGUCCUCGCCUACGACCGCCCGGCGCCGCUCCGCCGCUGCCUCCGCUCCCUCGCCGCGGCCGACUACGCCGGGGACCGCGUCGCGCUCCACGUCCUCGUCGACCACCCACCGCCCAACGCGUCCCUGGAUGCGUCCCGCGAGAUCCUCGCCGAGGCCGACGCCUUCCGGUGGCCGCACGGGGAGAAGCGCGUGCACUACCGCGCCGCCAACGCGGGGCUCCAGGCGCAGUGGAUCGAGGCCUGGUGGCCCGGCUCCGACGACGAGUUCGCCUUCGUCGUCGAGGACGACCUCGAGGUGUCGCCGCUGUACUAUCGUUUCCUGAAGCGGGUGGUCAUGACGUACUACUACGACCGCAAGAAUUACAGUCCGUUUGUGUUCGGUGCGUCGCUGCAGCGUCCCCGGUUCGUCGCAGGUAAACAUGGAAACAAAAUACAGCUGGAUAGUGAAACCCGCCUUUUCUUGUACCAGAUGGUUGGUACCUGGGGCCAACUUCUCUUCCCAAAACCAUGGAAAGAAUUUCGAUUAUGGUAUGAUGAACACAAAUCCAAAGGGAUCAAACCUAUUCUUGAAGGCAUGAAAACUACAGGAUGGUAUAAAAAGAUGGGAGAGAGAAUAUGGACCCCUUGGUUCAUUAAAUUUGUCCACUCCCGUGGAUACUUCAACUUCUACACAAAUUUCCUGAAGGAAAGGGCCCUCAGUGUCUCUCAUAGGGAUGCAGGUGUGAACUAUGGAAAAAGUGUCGGACCAGAUUCUACAUUGUUAGAUGGGAAGAAUCUCGAUUUCAAUAUUUGGGAAUUGCAGCCCCUAAACAAGCUAAAAUGGUACGAUUUCUGCUUCUCUGAAGUUCUUCCAGGAAGAGUCGUUAGAAAAUUCAGUGAACUUGGUUCUGUGCUCAACUCUGUUCAACUAGAAAACAACAUUGUGCUCAUAAGUCUAUACUCAAUAGAACAGAGAAUUGCAAGAAACAUGAUUUGCCAUCUUGAGAAGGCAGGCAUGCAGAACUACAUUUUCCUUGUUAGCAAUCCACAAUUUCAGGAUGACCUUGCUCAUAGAGGACAUCCUGUUAUUGAUGGCACCGGUUUGCUGCAGAGCAUCAAAAUGAGUAAUUCAAUGUACUCAGAUGACUUUGUUGAGGAAAUAAUGGUUAAAGCUCAUGUGGUAAAAAAAUGCUUGGACCUGGGCUACAAUGUUUGGGUAUUAAAUGGAAAUAUGAUUUCACUUGGCAGUAAGUUAAUUGAGCCAUCAGAUCAAUCAGUUGAUCUGUUUGCUGCAGAAUCUGUGGAUUUGAUAUUCCUGAGGGGCUCACAAAGCUCUAAAAAAACAUGGAAUGAACUUGUUAUAUUGAGAAUGGGUGAUGGGCUGAUGUCUUCAAAAAGUGAUUUUUAUUCUUCUCUGGAACGUAAAAAUUUUGUUGGCAUGCUCACCAAAGUGUUGGGAAGCAAAGGUGAUGUGAGGGUGGGAAAACUGGAUGAGAUUGUGCCAGUUGAAUUAGGGCCUCACACCUCAAAUAGAUCACUGUCAGAAGGUCACUGUAAAGUCAUAUUUUGGUCUCAUGGUAUGGCUUCAGAUUCAGUUCAAAGUCAACUUGAAAAUAUGGGUUUAUGGUUAACUGACGCAGAUUCAUCUUGUAGUGCUGUUGUUUGUAGCCAAAAACAGUAGUAUUUUUGUUGUUGCAAAUGUUCUUUUUUUAGCAAUGGCAACAUCAAAGGGAUCUAAGCCAAGAUAAACAUAUUAUGACAGAGGUGGAAGUGCUCUGGCAACCUACCAAGAAAACAGUGAUAGAAUUUAGAUGCCCCAGCCAUUAUGUGGUCAUUUUAGAUUACCCUUGUGGUCUUUUAUUCGCUGUGGAUUUUUGCCAGCAAUGUCGAUUAUGGUGGCCUUUUGGUAAAACCAUAUUUGUUUGUAGCUCUACUCUGGUACAGAUUAUACGAUGUUCACGGGUAUGAAUUUUGCUAUGCUUUGAGGUGCUGAGCAGUUGGUGUGUGUUGCUGUCUUGCUGAUUAGGAUGACCUGUUCAGUUAGCUAUGUUGCCUGUGAAUUCAACUGAUCGAUAUGGUUUUGGAGAUAAUUUUCUAUGGUGUGCUCCAUGUGGAUAGCAGUGUUCCAACCACAACCUGACAGUCCUCGGAUCAUUGGAUGCUAAUUUGGUAUCAUUUUUGUCCAAAGGAAUAGCGAAUUCUCUGUUCUAAUAUUACAUGUACGUUGCAAUGUUGUCUGUAUUCAAGUCAUUCAAAUUGUGAGCAACUGCCUUGGGUAAAUUUGACUAAGAUUUGCCUUUACUUGGUUUGGCCAGUAGUAGUAGUUUUUUCUACACUUACAAUCCAAUUCAAGGUUAACCUCUCUUUUUUUUGGCUCUGAGAUGUGUAUCAGAUCUUCAGAACAAUUCUACCACAUCAGGAUUCAACCAGAAACAGAUGUGGAAAGUGUGUAUCUGAAGAAAAAGGUGGCAGAUAUGGUUGGCGAUGCACAUCUUUCACUGGCAGAAGCAAUAUCAGCUAGGUAACGAAAGGAUUCUCAACUGUAAAGUGGUUAGACAAAUUUGACAGAUCGGUUGAAAUUUGUGGGACGAUCAUUCAAGGCGUAUGGAUCACUGAUUGAAGAGAAGACAUUUCCCAACCAGAGUUGACAAUUCCUAGUCACACGAUGUUCUUCCACUUGAUCAAGGUAGGAUUAUCUAUCACUGGAUCAAACUUAGAAUGUAAGGUAAGCUUGUAGUUGUGACAAAGUGGAGCCUGGAAAAUGACACUCAGAUUGCCCAAGAUGCAUCUUUUGCAUAUAAUAACUUGAAAACAUAUGUGUCAUAGCAUAUGGACAUGGGCAUAUGAGCCUGAUGUCUGAUCUGCAAGCUUACCUUACUCCCAUGAAUAUGGGCCCAGUUGCCUUCAACGGCUCAAUCAUGUCUAGUGACCAAUCCUUAGCAUCUUGUUCUGCAUAAUGCAUAGAGAAAUGUUUGGUAGCAUCUCAACACAAAAUUUGGAAGCUAGUAGACUCGUAUGUCUUCAUGCAUUAGGAUCAGCAUUGGAGUAUUUCUGCUAUGAGCUUACUCUAUUUUCUGGAAGAUCUUAAUCCCUUGCCAUUAUCUCUUUAAUUUUCUCUUAAUUAAGGUAUAUAUAACUGAUUAACAGGUUCACUAUAACUAGUACUAGAUUCUGGCAUCCUGUUCAUAAUUAACCACUUAAUGCACUCCUAUACUGUAGGCUGUAGCGCCAUUAAUGUCGUAAAGUGUACUCCCUGAUGAUCUCGACAUUUGUUGUUGUUAAGCAGUGUCCUUUUCGAGACAGCUGGUGUCCUUUUAUUUAUAUUUUUCCUAUUAAGGGGAACAGCUGUUUUCUUCGUCAUCCUCUAAAAGGACAUGGCAACUAAUUAGGUCUACCAGACAGCGUAAACAAGCAAAAUAAAAACUCCAUUUGCAAGUUGUUAA